Molecule: messenger RNA, 1089 nt
Organism: Cantharellus anzutake
Lineage: Eukaryota; Fungi; Basidiomycota; Agaricomycetes; Cantharellales; Hydnaceae
Product: alternative oxidase
Exons: 13
Coding region: 1-1089 (362 amino acids)
Biological process (GO): alternative respiration
Cellular component (GO): mitochondrion
Molecular function (GO): alternative oxidase activity
Source: RefSeq, a predicted model, not a curated record
AUGCUGUACCGCCCGACGAUUGCGCGCACAGUCAUUUAUGGUGUCUCGCGGCGGGGCCUGAUCACCUCUGUUCGUCUCCGCGCUCCCCUCACAGCUGCUCCUGUGACGGAAAGAAGAGCGCCAGGCCUUCAGCCCCCCGACUCGACACAUUUCAAAGACUCACCAACUCCCAUACAUGAGCACCAAUCGAAUAAAAUCCUAGGGGAUUGGGUGUUAUUCCAUCCUGUGUAUACAAAGGAAGAAAACGAGGCAGUUGAAGUUCUGCAUCGUCCGCCUACAUCAAUUUCGGAUCGUGUGGCCGACUUGUUUACGAAAGUAACUCGAUGGGGAUUCGAUUUUGUAUCAAAAUACGAGCACAAGGAAAUACCCCCAAAUCAUAAGAUGUCCCUGGCCGAACUGCGUGCGGGUGGUUACACGAUGAGUGAACGUCAAUGGCUUGCCAGAAUCCUUUUCCUGGAGUCAAUUGCUGGAGUUCCGGGCAUGGUCGCCGCUGCAUGCCGUCAUCUGAGAAGUCUAAGACUUAUGAAGAGGGAUGCGGGUUGGAUUCAUACACUCCUACAAGAGGCAGAAAAUGAGCGAAUGCAUCUGAUGACGUUCAUGACUCUCAAGAAGCCGAGCAGGUUCUUCAGAGCGUCGGUUCUUGCGGCACAGGGAGUUUAUUAUAACGCGUUCUUCCUCGCAUACCUCAUAAGCCCAAGAACGGCCCACCGAUUCGUAGGUUACCUUGAGGAAGAAGCGGUCUUCACGUAUUCCCGGAUAAUAAAAGAGAUCGAAGACGGCCACCUACCAGAAUGGGAAAAUCUCCCCGCACCUGCCAUCGCCAUUGAGUACUGGAGGCUCCCAGCGGACGCCAAGCUCCUUGAUGUCAUGUAUGCGGUUCGUUCUGAUGAAUCGACACAUCGGUUCGUGAACCAUUCGCUUGCAAGCCUGGAGACAGGUGAUACCAACCCAUUCGCACUUGGUGAGCCUGGAAUGAAGUUGAAAGGAACGAAAAUUGGAUUUGAACGAGACGAGAGCGCUCGCUACGUACGGCAGAAAGGGGAACAAACCCAGCAUGUAAUGGAAGAGAAGCAGAAGAAGGAAAAGUGA